Molecule: messenger RNA, 549 nt
Organism: Entrophospora sp. SA101
Lineage: Eukaryota; Fungi; Glomeromycota; Glomeromycetes; Entrophosporales; Entrophosporaceae
Source: the annotation of a GenBank genome assembly
AUGGAAGAAGUAUCAUACAAAUUUCUUAGAGGUAAGAGUGUAGGAGUAAUUGGUUGUCCAUUCAGCGGUGGCCAGCCUAAAGAUGGUGUUGACGAGGGUCCAUUGAAAAUCAUUGAAUAUGGAUUGAUAGAACAACUUCAAGAGAUGGAUUGGGACGUGGAAUUUGAUGGUCAUCUUAAACUCACUGAUCUUAAACCGAAAGAUGAUCCAAAUAUAGGGAAAUUGAAACGACCUCGUUAUGUUUCACGAGUUACAGAAGCAGUCUCUAGGUCUGUUGAAAGGCAUCAUAGAAAAGGUCAAAUGGUAUUAACAUUAGGUGGUGAUCAUAGUCUCGCACUUGGCACUGUAUCCGGUACUUUAGCGGUUCAUCAUGAUGCAUGUCUGAUUUGGAUUGAUGCACACGCUUCUACAUCAUUAAGAAAAGAGAACACCACUAUCGAAUUACUAUUAUUCGAUAAUGAUAAUAAUAAUCAUCAAUUAUUCACUAUUUUGUCAACCAUUAAGAUAAUACAAAGAAUCAAUAACAGAAACACUCACAUUAAACCAUAA